AUGUCUUCGGGUCUAUUCGUUGUCCUCCUUUUCACCCAGCUACUCCUUUUUUCUCUUGCAGCUCGUCCCCAUCACCGAGCAUCACAGUGCCAGCCAUUAAAGACUUCGUUCUCUGACGCCUCCUCUGUGGCAGCAAACUUGUCUGCUUCCUUCGUAGCCGUGAGCCCCGAGGAGUCAUACCAGGUCGGAAAAAGCGGAUUAGAGCUCCUUCUCAAGGGACCAGACGGAAACGUUAUAUCGGAAGGUGGCGUGAACGAUGAACUUGGGACAGGCGCUACCGUCAACUCGACGUUUUUUCUUCUAUAUGGCGUAGUCACUUUUGAGAUCGCCGCACCCCCUGUGCCCGGCAUAGUCACAGCUGCCAUUCUCCUAUCAAAUGCUACCGAUGAGAUCGACAUUGAAAUACUUGGUGCGGAUGUUACACACUGGCAAACUAACAUGUUUGCGCCUCCCUCCGGCACCAACAACUCCACUCCGGCGCAACCGAUGUACAAUGUCUUUAGCUCUGUGGAAGGCAUAGGCGCCAACCACACGGACAUCACUAAAACCCACUCCUACUUUAUCAACUGGACAAGCACCCAGAUUGAUUGGGGAGUCGAUGGGCAAGUGGUACGGACGUUGAAAAAAGGUGUGGAUUAUUUGAAUUGUUCAGCGCGAAGAUUAAAGUAUGCCUCAAGUGGACACAGAAAAGAAUGGAGUAUUUUAUUUCCCUUCUCAUCCUGCUCGGAUUCAGAUCGGAAUCUGGGAUGCAAGCAGCCCAUUAGGAACGUGUCAAUGGGCGAAAGGUCCAGUCAAUUGGGCACAAGCUCCAGGGAUAAUGAAUGCCACGGUGAAGAGCAUCACAGUAGAAUGUCCAUGAGAGGUGUCAAAAGAUAUCUUCAAUGUAAGUCUGUACUACUUAUGGUACUUAGGGCCCUAUUCGAUUUUGAAUUGGUACUUUGA
Laccaria bicolor S238N-H82 is the source of this 942-nucleotide messenger RNA. Its product is annotated as glycoside hydrolase family 16 protein. NCBI's taxonomy places the organism in Eukaryota, Fungi, Basidiomycota, Agaricomycetes, Agaricales, Hydnangiaceae. Gene Ontology annotation, cellular component: fungal-type cell wall. The record is from RefSeq and is a predicted model, not a curated record. The transcript has 3 exons. Gene Ontology annotation, molecular function: hydrolase activity, hydrolyzing O-glycosyl compounds; glycosyltransferase activity. Gene Ontology annotation, biological process: fungal-type cell wall organization; carbohydrate metabolic process. The coding region runs from base 1 to 942 and encodes 313 amino acids.